Molecule: messenger RNA, 884 nt
Organism: Sander lucioperca (pikeperch)
Lineage: Eukaryota; Metazoa; Chordata; Actinopteri; Perciformes; Percidae
Gene: znf593
Product: zinc finger protein 593
Exons: 3
Coding region: 204-593 (129 amino acids)
Molecular function (GO): zinc ion binding; nucleic acid binding
Source: RefSeq, a predicted model, not a curated record
AAAGCUAACUUGAUAUACGGGUGUUUUUUAUAAGCAAAUCUGCCAUAUCACUGUUUUUCUUGAGCUGAGAAUUUCGGAUAGGCACACAUUUUAUUUCACAAGACCCGAUUUGGUGACAUAAAAUAGCAAUUUCGGUUUAAAAACGUCUACGUUGGCUGAUACCUGUGUUUUCUGUGUUCUACGUAACGUUACCAGGAUCUACCAUGGGAAAAUCCAAACAAGUAGGAAACCACAAAAGUGACAAGAAGAAGCACAUUUCAAAGACAUGGAAGACAAAGCGCAGGACUAAAGACCUGGACCAGAUCCACUCAGACAUGAAGCCUGACACAGCAACCAAGCUUCUAAACCAGGAGGUGGACUACGAUGUGACAGGAUGUGCACAACACUACUGCUUACACUGCGCGAGAUAUUUCACGGAUAUGAGAUCCUUAAAAGAGCACUUCAAAACUAAAGGGCACAAGAAACGGUUGAAACAGCUCAGAGAGGAACCCUACACACAGGCAGAGGCAGAGAGAGCAGCAGGUAUGGGCUCAUACAUCACUCCAAAAAAAGUAGAAGUGAAGACACAGGCAGUGGAAGAGGACAUGGACUGAGAGCUGCCCACUUUAACCCAUGGACUGAUCAACAGAAUCUUAUUUUACAAAAUGAAUAAUGCUUCUAUUAUUCCUUUGCUGUCACAAAUGUUGAUGAGUGCAUUGUUAAAUGCUGUUUGUGUGACACGCUUAAUUUGUCCAACUCGUUACAGCUGUUAGACUUCUGGCUAUCACCAGAAUCAGGAACACCUUACCCUUUAUACUGGGUAAUGUAAUGCAACAUGUACCAAUGUAAAUAUUGAGUAUGUGUAGAACUGUGUGGACUGCUAAUAAACUAUAACAUGGAGUGGA